Messenger RNA from Asparagus officinalis (garden asparagus), 1948 nucleotides. RefSeq names its product floral homeotic protein APETALA 2-like. The transcript has 8 exons. Gene Ontology annotation, biological process: regulation of DNA-templated transcription. Gene Ontology annotation, molecular function: DNA binding; DNA-binding transcription factor activity. The record is from RefSeq and is a predicted model, not a curated record. NCBI's taxonomy places the organism in Eukaryota, Viridiplantae, Streptophyta, Magnoliopsida, Asparagales, Asparagaceae. The coding region runs from base 223 to 1113 and encodes 296 amino acids.
GCUUCUAAUUAUUUUCCUUCGCUUUCCCCCUUGCUUUCCUUUAUAAGAGCAGGAGAGGAGCCAUUCAGUCACAAAACAGAGAGAGAGAGAGAGAGAGAGAGAGAGAAGGGGAGGAAACCCAAAAAGGUGAGAUCUUGCUGAACGAGGGAGAGAAAGAGGAAAAGGGUAUCAUUCUCUCCAUCAACAGAGCAAGAAAACAGUAAGAAGGUGGGAUUUUGGUCAAUGGGGGAUCUGGUCACCUUCCAGUUUUUUCCUGUUAAUGGAGCGGCGGAGGACGGGAUUCAUGGCGGUGAGGUUACUGCCCCCAGGAUGCACUGGGCGGAGGUGAAGUUUGUAGAGAAGGCGGUGGAGGUGUCGCCGGCGAUCAGGAAGAGCCGGCGGGGCCCACGGUCGAGGAGCUCGCAGUACAGGGGAGUUACUUUUUAUAGGAGGACUGGGAGAUGGGAGUCCCAUAUUUGGGAUUGUGGGAAGCAGGUUUAUUUAGGGGGUUUUGACACUGCCCAUGCGGCUGCCAGGGCUUACGAUCGCGCAGCAAUCAAAUUUCGAGGGAUGGAAGCUGAUAUAAACUUCAGUUUGAGUGAUUAUGAUGAGGAUAUGAAACAAAUGAACAAUUUAACCAAGGAAGAGUUUGUUCAUGUGCUUAGAAGACAGAGUACAGGGUUCCCAAGAGGAAGUUCUAAGUUUCGGGGUGUCACAUUGCAUAAAUGCGGGAGAUGGGAGGCCAGAAUGGGCCAGUUCUUGGGCAAAAAAUAUGUUUAUUUAGGCCUUUUCGAUACUGAAGUUGAAGCUGCAAGAGCUUAUGAUAAAGCUGCAAUCAAGUGUAGUGGAAAGUAUGCAGUGACCAACUUUGACCCUGGAAUGUAUGAAAAUGAAUCAAAUUCCAUCGAUAAUAUUACGGAUAGCCAGAGUGAUCACAAUCUUGAGCUGAGUUUGGGAAGCUUGAGCUCAAGGAGAACUGAUCUUGAACUGAUGGAUGAAGCCUAUAUUGGUGUGGAUCAUCAAGUACCCAUGGCCUAUGAAUCAGAUUGGAAACGUAACACAAGACCGAAGGUAUAUACUUCUUUCCUUGAUGUGAUCCCCUUUGGAGAAAAAAAAAUCAAUUGUUUCAGAUAACGCUGUAAAUAUUAGUAUUUACCUCCAAAGCGAAGUACAUAUAACUUGUAUAUGAUAUAGUAGUCCUUAUAGGGAGUAGUCAUAUUCCACUAUAUCAAGGCUUACAGGAGGUACAUGUUUAACAACAGUAGACAUUAUAUACCUAUUAACACCAAUGCAUUAAUUUUCAUGAUGAGUAAUUAAGCAAAUAAAACUCAGUGACUCCUAGAAUAAGUAUUAUCCACAAUUCCACAUGCUAUUUCAAAAUGUAGCAGUAAAAUCUAAAGAAAUUGAAUGCUAGUUAAUGAUUAUCCCCUCAAGGAAUUCAGAAUUAUACUGUUAAAACUGUGAACAAAUAUUUAGCUUCUAGUAGUUAGUAGUUUAUACCAACAAAUGCUACAUAGAAUGGUAUUUCUGAUACCAUGAAGUUGUUUGACAUGCAAGAUUACUACUUCUAUCCUUCGGAUGAAAAUUCCAUCCUUAAAUGAGAAAAAAGGGGAAGUUUAUACCUUAUGAAUUAUGAUAAAGAAAGUGUAAAUUCCAAUGAACAGUUUGCACUAGUAAACUAUCCAAUGCUGCAAAAUCCUACCUAUGUUCUACUCUAUUUAUCUGGCAAGAAGCAAUCUCUAUCUGUUUGUUCUAUAGUUUAUUUAUUCCCCAUUGUUUAAUGAGAAGCUAAAUCCUGAAUGAAAUACUCAAAUACCAUUUAAGCCUCUGUCACUCAGCCACAACUCAACCCCAGUAUUCCAAAUUGUACAUCCACACUUCAAACCCUCUGGGUGUGACAGAGUAUGUGGCUCCCUAACAGAAAGGGUAUUUCACAAAAAUACCUGUAGGCGUCUAAAAUUGUCUACAA